Molecule: messenger RNA, 5693 nt
Organism: Talpa occidentalis (Iberian mole)
Lineage: Eukaryota; Metazoa; Chordata; Mammalia; Eulipotyphla; Talpidae
Gene: NMT2
Product: N-myristoyltransferase 2
Exons: 13
Coding region: 98-1555 (485 amino acids)
Biological process (GO): N-terminal peptidyl-glycine N-myristoylation
Cellular component (GO): cytoplasm
Molecular function (GO): glycylpeptide N-tetradecanoyltransferase activity
Source: RefSeq, a predicted model, not a curated record
GCCCGCGCCGCCGCGAUGGCGGAGGAUAGCGAGUCUGCGGCCAGCCAGCAGAGCCUGGAGCUGGACGACCAGGACACGUGCGGCAUAGACGGGGACAAUGAGGAGGAGGCCGAGCACGCCAAAGGAAGUCCUGGAGGGGAUUUGGGUGCCAAAAAGAAAAAGAAGAAACAGAAGAGAAAAAAGGAGAAACCAAAUUCCGGAGGCACCAAGUCAGACUCAGCAUCUGACUCCCAGGAGAUUAAAAUUCAGCAGCCUUCAAAACACAACACCAUCUGGCAGCAGAUUUCAGCGGGAGCAGUCACGGAAUCCCACCUUUCCAAUGCAGAAGUUGCAGGAUAUCCAGAGAGCAAUGGAGCUGUUAUCCGCAUGCCAGGGCCCCGCCAGGAACAUUGAUGAGGCUGCCAAACACAGAUACCAGUUUUGGGAUACACAGCCGGUACCCAAACUAAAUGAAGUAAUAACAUCCCAUGGUGCGAUUGAAGCAGAUAAAGACAAUGUGCGUCAAGAGCCAUACUCCUUGCCACAGGGUUUUAUGUGGGACACUUUAGAUUUGGGCAAUGCUGAAGUGCUCAAGGAGUUAUACACCUUGUUGAAUGAGAAUUACGUAGAAGAUGAUGACAACAUGUUCCGCUUUGAUUAUUCACCUGAGUUCCUGUUGUGGGCUCUGCGUCCCCCUGGCUGGCUUCUUCAGUGGCACUGUGGGGUCAGAGUGUCUUCAAACAAAAAACUAGUAGGGUUCAUAAGUGCCAUCCCAGCAAACAUUCGGAUUUAUGACAGUGUGAAGAAGAUGGUUGAAAUCAACUUCCUUUGUGUUCAUAAGAAAUUGAGAUCAAAACGGGUGGCCCCAGUGUUAAUUCGAGAAAUAACCAGAAGGGUGAACCUGGAAGGGAUUUUUCAAGCUGUUUAUACUGCUGGAGUGGUCCUUCCUAAGCCAGUGGCCACAUGCAGAUAUUGGCAUCGAUCACUAAAUCCCAGAAAAUUGGUAGAAGUGAAAUUUUCUCACUUGAGUAGAAAUAUGACUUUACAGAGAACAAUGAAACUAUACAGACUUCCAGAUGUCACGAAGACAUCAGGCUUGAGACCGAUGGAACCAAGAGAUGUCAAAGCAGUUCGAGAAUUAACUAACAGUUACCUGAAGCAGUUUCACCUAGCCCCAGUGAUGGACGAAGAGGAAGUUGCCCACUGGUUCCUCCCCCAGGAGCACAUUAUCGACACGUUUGUAGUGGAGAACUCCACUGGUAAACUAACUGACUUCCUGAGCUUCUACACACUCCCCUCCACAGUCAUGCACCACCCUGCUCACAAGAGCCUCAAGGCUGCCUACUCCUUCUAUAACAUUCACACGGAGACACCCCUGCUGGACCUCAUGAAUGAUGCGCUCAUUAUCGCUAAAUUGAAAGGAUUUGAUGUAUUCAAUGCACUAGAUUUGAUGGAAAAUAAAACAUUCUUGGAAAAACUCAAGUUUGGUAUAGGAGAUGGAAAUUUACAAUAUUACUUGUACAACUGGAGAUGUCCAGGAACAGAAUCUGAAAAGGUUGGACUUGUAUUACAAUAGAUGGAUAUUUCUAUUUCUGGGAACUCUGAUGUCAUCAUUUGUUAAUGUUCUAUUUAAUGAUUCCUGGAACUGCCAUUCCAAGGAAGAAUAAAAGCACAAUUUAAGUGAGACUGAAGUAGUAACAAUCAGAAAAGAUGGAAAAAGUCCACAUGACCAGUUGUACACAUUUCUAGCUAGAAUGUUAACAUUCGUCCUUUUCUUUUCCCACUGUUUAUCCAUUUGUAGGAGGAAUGAGAGGGAACCAAGAACAUAUUCCUCUAGUUUUCAAACUUCUGACAGUCUCUUGAUGAAGAGAAGGUAUUUUUCCAUUCUAGAAAAAGGGAUUGUUUUUCUAUGGACUGAACAGAAGUCACAGCAUCAUGUGAAAAAAAUCUUUACUCGUGUGGAAAUAAACUGAUGCAUUUCUAUUUAUUGAUUUGUCCAUGUAACAGAGCAAAGGAUCCAUGUGGAAAAUUCUUAAAUCACCUUACAUGAUAUCAUUGGGAACAUGUAUGGAAUCAGCAUUUCUGUAACUCAGUGAUGAGUGAUGGAUGUUCAAGUAGAGAGCAGGAUUAAAACAUACUGGUGACUAGUACAUUUCUUGAGAAACAAAAUUGCCAAAUCAAUAAACACACAAAUCUGUACUUUGAUCUUCAGCAGAUUAAUGGUUUGGUUCCAAAGCAAAGUUCUGUGCAGACACUGAAUGCUCGCUGAAAGAGUAUAUACCUAUGACUGACAAGACUUUGCUGCUGCUGCAGUUUCUUCUCACCAUAGCAAGGUAUAUGAGGAGAAAAGGAAAAUAAAAGCUCUGAAGUAAAAAAAAAAAAUGCCCAGUGGAAUUUAUUAGUGCCAUCAGGACAUUGAUAGUUUGAAUAUUUUUAUUACUUAUGCAAAAUUGCACAUACUCCUUUAUGCUGACUUUUAAUUUAUCAUGAAGUGUCAUGCUAAUGGAAACUUUGUAAAUAAGUAUUCAUAAUUUUGUUACUGAUGUGUUUUUACCUAGAAAAUGAAAAAACAAGUUUCACUGUGUACAUAUAUAUGUAUGUAUAUAUUGCCAAUAGUUCAAGGGGAAAAGAUGUAAAUGAGACCACAUAUACUGGCCUUGACUCAAAUACCAGAGUAGAUAUUUCUUCCUGCCUUUAUUGUACCAGUGCCUAGGCUGUUCAGUCCAGAAAAAUGUAAUUAUUUUAUGACAACAUAAUGGCUUUUCCUUUAUGUUGUAAGUAGUCAAAUAAAACCAGUCGUAUCUUUUAUCAGGCAGGAGUUAGCAAACUAUAGCCCAUGAGCUAAAUCCAGCCCAUCACCUGUUUUUGUACAGCCCACAAGCUAAGGAUGGUUUUUACAUUUUUGAAUGUUUGGGGGGGGGGGUUGGUCAAAAGACUGUCAUUUUGUGACUCGUGAAUAUUGUUCAAAGCUCAAAUUUCAGCAUCCAUGAAUAAAGUUUUGUUAGAACACAGCCACACUUAACUCAUUUAUGUAUUGCCUGUGGCUGCUUCAUGCUACAAAAGGUAGAGUGAGACUGUAGUAGCCCUAAAGGCCUAACAUUUAUCAUCUGGCCAUUUACAGAAAAAAAAAAAAAAUGACCCUAAUUUAUAUAGUAAGGAGCUGAGAGGCAUUUACUGCAGCUUCUUUAUUCUGAAGACCAACCCAUAGCUGAUAUCCCUGAGACUGCCACUAGAGGGCAUACCUGCGCACAGAGUAGUGCAUGCUAGGAUGAUUCAAACCCAUCUCUUUACUGUUCUUACUGGAGACAGGCUUAAUAAAGCCAAACAGAACCAUUUCACUUAAACAUUUUUUGAGACACCAGCCUUAAGUAAAUGAGAUUUUAACUUAGUCUGAAGUCAAAGCUCUGUUUAGGAAUUAUGUUCCACACAUUUUUAUGGCACAAAGUGUUACUCUAAGUAGGUUUACAAAUAAAUUGCAUAAUGGGUAGUCAUAAAUUUUGUCAUGGACUUGUUUACCUCAUGGUAAAACUGGCAUUGUUUUACAGAAUUUUACAGAAUUCCAAUUGUUCCAUAUUCUUUUGCUCACAUUUAAAAAUGACUAGCAUAUAUAGCAUAUACAGCCUCUUUAUAAUUUAAGCAUUACCAAUGAAUAUUUAAAAUGGAGAAUUGGUAAAAUGCUUGUGUUUAUAAAGUAGCUAUUAGAACUAAAUUUCAAUGCAAUAUGUAAUGUCUCAAUAUAUUAAAAAAAAACUGUGCUGCAUCUUUGUCAAUAGUGAAAAUGCAUCAAUAAAACUUCGAAGAGUGGAGAUGGCAUAAUCAUGAAUCAGACUAAAAUAAACUUGGCAAUUGAAUGCCUUCCCCCUAAUUUGCAGAAAGUAACUUUUCCAAACAUACUGUAAAUAGCAGGCACUUUUAAAUAGAGCAUUGUUUAGGCUCCAUUUCCUAAGAUGAAGGACCCCUGUGAUUGCACAGAUUCAACCCUAAAACCCCAAGCUCCUCAGUUCAUUGUUUGAAUUCUCUUUCUGCUGCACUUCACCUAAUCACAUCUCCAAGGAAGUCAGUUAUGCAUGUAAAAGGGUUAAUUCUGACUAGUCAAAAUACCUUAUCUGGCUUUUCCCAAAAUAUCAAACCUUUCUUUGCCCCAUGGCCAUGCAUACGCCUUCCCACAAAGAAUGCCAUGUCAACAGGAAAUACAAAAUGUCAUCUCUGAAGACAGUGUAGUGCUGGACAUUCACUAUCUUUCCUGUAUAACUGAUGUACCUGCAGCUCAGAUUCAUCUACCCUGCUAGCUAGACCCAAGUGCUACCAGAUACAGAUGUUCUUACAAGCGACGUACCAGCCUUUUAAGUGAUUUAUGCAAGCAUGGACAUUAGUUUCAAUAACUUGUUUUGACAUUCAUACUUCUGAAUAGUCUGCACUUAGUAGCAAACUUCAGUUUAUCUGUGCUAUAUGGUCACCAUGUCUUAGGCAUUUGAGAGGAAUGUUAACAAACUGUGGCAAGAACAUGUGUAAAAGUAACUCAUUUAAUUAGUUUCAAGGCAUCUUUAUGAGGUGUCACUUUAUAGCUGUAUGAAAUGACAUGUUUAUAAAAAUUACUUCGAAGUAGAUUUUUUACUUUUGGGUGGUUUCCUUUUCUUAUUGGGGUUUGGAAUCAGUUUCUUUAUUUUAAGGGGUUGUAAUACUGCCGCCUGCUGACCUUCAAGAAACUUUCUCUUAUGUUUUGCAAGGUCUUCAAAGGAAGUUUCCAAAAUCUCUUCAUCUUGGCUUUCCAAAGGUUCAGUCUGUGAAUCUUUGCUGAAGUCUUCAAGUCUGUCUUGAAGCCAUGGUACAAUCAAGCGGGGUAUUCUGGGAAUAAUAGCUUUUACCUCAUCAACAAAGUCAGUGUUGUUCUUUUUGAAGCCCAAGGCCAGGACACAUUUUAAGCCAAUGACAGGUGCGAUUCUCUCACUGAGCCGAGGAACCUGCCCAGCAGGAACAGUUCUGCUUACACUUAACUGGAUCAGGUGUGCAGUGAUGAGUGCAGGUUUGACUGACUUACACACCAGCACUAAGAGCAGCUCAUUCCUUUCCAGAGCCCUGGUGACCUCAUUGACACCGAUGGCCAGCUGCUUCCUGACAUGGGCAGGAGUCCACCCAGACACCUGCUGAUUAUCUUCUGGCUUUUUUUCUUUCAGAUCCUCAUUAGUAUCAACAUCUAUGCUAACCAUGUCUCUGCUUUGUUUUUUUAAAAGAGACUGCUUUUUCUUUUUCUUCUUAUCCUCAAUCUUCUGAAGUCCAACUGAUUUAAAUCUGUCUUCAAGUGUCUGUAAUAUGAAAUGCAUAUCCUCUCUUUCCAGAGCACUCCAGCAGAUAGCAUAUGGGUUGUUCAGCGAUGUCUUUACAGUUAAAGGUCUUGUCUUCCGAACAGAGCCCCUCCCUGGUGCUUGUGGAGCUACAGCCAUUCUGAAAAUCCUUCAGAAAAUAGCAAAACAAUAAAGAAAAAUUUAUGUUAACUAGAAAUGUAUGUCUUAAGAACAUUCCAGAUGUACUCAUUUGCUUGACAGCAAGCUCAGUAAUAUAGGACCAAUUAUGUGACCAUAUAUUUAACCUGUAAGUAAUUUCUAUCCUACAUUUUUCAUGACUUUAUUCACAAUAUGGGCAACAUACAAAUAUUUCACGUCAUUGCAAUCAGUGAAAUUCUAUUUCAUUCAUUAAAAAAUGUUCCAUGUUUCUAC